Doryrhamphus excisus (bluestripe pipefish) is the source of this 2271-nucleotide messenger RNA. RefSeq names its product serum/glucocorticoid regulated kinase 2b (gene sgk2b). The record is from RefSeq and is a predicted model, not a curated record. Gene Ontology annotation, biological process: protein phosphorylation. Gene Ontology annotation, molecular function: ATP binding; protein serine/threonine kinase activity. Lineage: Eukaryota; Metazoa; Chordata; Actinopteri; Syngnathiformes; Syngnathidae.
GUUGUGGUCUGUCAAGUGAAGGCAGAGUAAUUUGGGGAAGCGAACUGUGAUUGUUUACACUACAAACUUCUUCCUCCUCCAACGCCGGCGAUAAUUGACUCCAAAAUAGCUGCUCAUUCAUUCAUCCACAUGAAUGUUAGUCACGACGGAGCGAUGACCUACGCCAGAAUGAGUCGGCUUGUGUCAUUUUUCUCAGGUCUUCUAAAGAGGAAGAAAACCGUUUUCAGCAACAUAUUACACAAAAUGGCCUCCUGUCAACCGCUCUAUCAACACCUGGAUACUCAAAACAUCCUGCGUCUUCGGCGCAAAUCAAAGAUGGAGGACGGAGACGCUGUGAGUUCAGUACAGUCUCAACCUUCCCUGAUGACGCCAUCGGACUUUGACUACCUCAAGGUUAUUGGCAAAGGAAGUUUUGGAAAGGUCCUGCUGGCCAGACACCGACAACAUGGAGGCUAUUACGCCAUAAAAGCGUUACACAAACACACCAUUGUUAAAAGAAAAGAGCAGCAGCAUGUGAUGGUGGAGAGGAGCGUUCUACUUAAAGGACUACAGCAUCCCUUCUUGGUGGGACUCCACUUCUCUUUCCAGACCCCAAACAUGCUCUACUUUGUAUUGGACUACGUUAAUGGAGGCGAGCUGUUCUACCAUCUUCAGAAAGAAGGUUCGUUUCCUGAAAGCAGGGCCGCUUUUUACGCUGCGGAGAUGGCCAUGGCGCUUGGCUACCUCCACUCCUUAGACAUUGUCUACAGAGACCUGAAACCAGAGAACAUUUUGCUGGACAACGAGGGUCACGUGAGGCUGACUGACUUUGGACUCUGCAAAGAAGGCGUGGCCGUGGGCGGAAUCAUGCACACCUUCUGCGGCACUCCUGAGUAUCUCGCUCCUGAGGUCCUGCGGGGUCACACGUACAGUCCGGCAGUGGACUGGUGGGGACUCGGAAGUGUGCUUUUCGAGAUGCUGUACGGAGUGCCUCCAUUUUACAGCCACAGCAAAGCGGAGAUGUUUGAGAAGAUACUCCACGCGCCUCUUCCCGCGCUCAGCGGCGUAUCCGAGGCGGCCUGUUCGCUGCUGGAGGGCUUACUGGAGAGGAACGUGUCAAAACGCUUGGGAGAGAGACGUGACAUUGUGGAGCUGCAGGAGCAUCCGUUCUUUGCAUCCAUCCACUGGGACGACCUCCUGACGAGGAAGGUCACACCCCCGUUUGUCCCUGACGUGACCAGUCCUUCUGACGUCAGCUACAUUGACCCCGAGUUCACGCUGCAGCCUUUGCCCGCCUCCGUGAUUGACAGGAGCCAAGAAGGCGGGGCUAGCCAAGUCUUUGUGGGGUUCUCUUACAUGAAGGAGUGCACGGCAACAGGAGUCAUUUCAUAGCAUGGCCAGGUACUCUCAUUGGACAAAAUAUUUAUUUUUCUACGUCAUAAAUCAAAAUGUACAGUAUAUGAACUAUAAUAUAAUGUCAUAUAAUAUACCUGGAUACAUUGUGUACAUUGCAUUAUAUUGUCUGUGUACACUUUUCAGAAUGGAAUAGGAAAAUUAGGGCUGUCAAAAAUAGCGCGUCAACGGCUCAUUUAUUUCAUUCAUUGCGUUUUUAUUUAUAUGCGUUUUCAUUCAACUUUAUUUAAAUCAUUGAAUGCAUACAAAUAUACAGCGUAUAACCCUGCCCUGUCAUUUGUAUUUCUUUCAAUAAAACGCUGUAAAAAUUACCAUAUUUCAGACAUACUAAUUAAUCAUGAUUAAUUAAUUGGAAACCAUGACGAGUCUUUAAUCAUUUGACAGCCCUAAAUAAAAAUAGAAGGUGUUUGAUUGAUGGAAUGUUUAGUUUUAUUUCAAAUGAAUAAAUAUUGCAACAUUCCCAACAUUCAGGUGUUACAUUCGUAGCUUUUAAAGAUACAGUAACAAAUACUUUAAGUUGUGCAUCAUAACUCAAACAUAUAGAAACGUCAGCAAGUCUCAGGCCACCAUUGACAUUGAACGUAGCGUGACAAAUAAAAAGCGGCAGGAAAAAUGAUGUUGACGCCGUGGAAGGUUGGCGUCACAUAUGGAUGAGGAGCGAGGUGGACCCAGGAGUCCGGUAACAAGUCCUGCUGUUUUACACUCUAUGGUAUAUCGGUAUAUCCCUGGGGAUGAUUUGGGUUGUUACAACACUGCUUAAACAACUUAAACAUCUAAUAGCGGCCCAAGACUUUUGCACAUGACAACACUAUCCCGUUUAAUAGACGGUAAAAGCAACAUAGCUUUGGUCCCCUGGGCAGGUGAAGUAAGCAAUCAGCU